AUGGAAGAUGCGUGGGCAAUGGUAUUCUCCUAUCUUCCACCCCGUGAAAUUCGAAAAUGUGAACGAGUUUGCAAGAUGUGGAGACGUCUUGCGCAUAGAGCUAUGCGUCAACUUGAAGCUAUCAACUUUGAACGCGAUUUUCCAGGGGCUAUUGCGUUCUCAACUCGUGUACAAAAAGUCUUGGGUGGGUAA
Strongylus vulgaris is the source of this 192-nucleotide messenger RNA. NCBI's taxonomy places the organism in Eukaryota, Metazoa, Nematoda, Chromadorea, Rhabditida, Strongylidae. The record is from the annotation of a GenBank genome assembly.